Cannabis sativa is the source of this 2461-nucleotide messenger RNA. Its product is annotated as zinc finger protein GAI-ASSOCIATED FACTOR 1. Gene Ontology annotation, cellular component: nucleus. The transcript is spliced from 4 exons. Gene Ontology annotation, molecular function: DNA-binding transcription factor activity. NCBI's taxonomy places the organism in Eukaryota, Viridiplantae, Streptophyta, Magnoliopsida, Rosales, Cannabaceae. The coding region runs from base 508 to 2127 and encodes 539 amino acids. The record is from RefSeq and is a predicted model, not a curated record.
CACCUCUGCUCUGGUUCCUAACCAUGGUUAAAUAAAAACAACACACCAUGUUAAACCCAACCCAGCGCCGCUUUAACUAUUUUUAAGCAUUUCUACUCCUCUCUUUUUAUAUUAUUAUUAUAUUAUGAUAGAAUAGAAUAGAAUUCAUUUAUUUUAACUUUGUUCAAAUCUUCCUUUCUCUCUCUACUCUUUCGCUCUUCUUCUUCUUCUGCCAGCUAUGAAGCCGCCGCCUUAGUCGACACUGUUAUUCUCCGGCCACAACCACGACCAUUGUUGAGAACGAGAAAUUCCUAGUUCAAUCUUCUCAACUGUUUUCGUUAUAUAUAGCUUUCUCGAGGAAAGAACUAUAAAAAUUUCGUACCACUGUACUAGACUGUGAGUUGGACUUCGUCUAUACUAUACAAGAACAAAGCUUAUGAUUAUCGGUCCAUAAGCUUUGAAUCGAAAGACUAAGUUAUUAUCUUUCUUGAGCUAGAAGAUUGAAAGAAAAAACUCCAAGCAAACUCAAUGGGAGAGUUAGGGAAUUCCACACGAAUGGAGGUUUCCACAGUUUCUGCUGGAGAAGCUAGUAUGUCUUCCCCUGGUUUCCAAACGUCGCCUGUUCCUCUUGAAGUAGUUAUUCCGAAGAAGAAGCGCAACCUCCCUGGAAUGCCUGAUCCGGAUGCGGAAGUGAUUGCUUUAUCGCCGAAUACUCUAAUGGCUACGAAUCGUUUCGUUUGUGAGAUCUGCAACAAAGGAUUUCAGCGUGAUCAGAAUCUUCAACUUCACCGCCGAGGCCACAACUUGCCAUGGAAACUACGGCAACGAACGACGAAAGAGAUACGGAAACGAGUUUACGUAUGUCCAGAGGCUUCGUGCGUUCACCACAAUCCUGCCAGAGCUCUCGGUGAUCUCACUGGAAUAAAGAAGCACUUUUGUAGAAAACAUGGUGAGAAGAAGUGGAAGUGUGAGCGGUGCUCGAAGAAAUAUGCCGUACAAUCUGAUUGGAAAGCGCACAUGAAAACGUGUGGUACCAGGGAGUAUAAAUGCGAUUGCGGAACUUUAUUUUCAAGAAGGGAUAGCUUCAUAACGCAUAGGGCUUUCUGCGAUGCGUUAGCGGAGGAAAGCGCUAGGUCUCAAGCCCUAGAAAUUAGCUCAGAGGCUGGGAAUUCCAAUGUAAAGACAGCGGUGGCUUCACCGCCUCCGCCGCCUCUGACCCCGUCGGUCUCUGUGGUUUCUCCAGCUUUGUCGAUUCAGAGUUCAGAAUUGCCUGAUAACGGAAUAGGACUUUCUCCACCCACACCGGCGACCACAACUGUCUUGACCACUACUUCUGUCACCACUUGCUCCAGUAAUAAUGUCAGUAGCAGUAGUACUGUAUUUGCCAGCGUAUUUGCUCCUUCAAGCGUUGCUCAAGUGCCUCACCCACCCCGUACCUUAGCUAAUUCCUCAUUUUCCAAUCUAUUGGCUGGCCGAUCACAUUGCUCCACUACUCUUCCAACAGUGUCCGAUAUGGAGCCCACAUCUCUCUCUCUCUCUACGUCACUUUACUUGUCCAGCAACGGCGGCUCCUCCCUAUAUCAAACACAAGACCAGGCCGAGCACCGCAACUUCAGCCCAUCACCACUGCAGCCUCCAGCAAUGUCUGCAACGGCAUUGCUUCAAAAAGCAGCCCAAAUGGGUGCUUCGGCUUCAAAUUCCUCGCUGUUGUGCAGUUUUGGCUUGACAACAUCAACAUCUUCAGCCUCCGUUAAAGACAGUCUUGGCACGCAGUGGAACAGUACUCAAAUCAAGCCGGAAAGUGGUUCGUCGACUUUGGCAGCUGGGCUUGGGCUUGGGCUUCAGCCUGGUGGAAAUUCUGGCUUGACAGAUCUAGUCAUGGGCCCAUCGUUGACCUUCGCGAGUCCGCCCAUGACGCGUGAUCUUCUUGGUCUGAGCAUAGGUGGAGGCAGUGGUGUUGGUGGUGGGGGUGGUGUUGGGGCUUCUUCCAGUGGGCUUUCUGCUUUGCUCAAUUCCUUGGGUGGCAGCAACGGUUUUGAUAUUACAGCACCGUCAUCUUAUGGUGGAGGGCGUGGUGGUCGGAGCUCAUCUGGAGACAAGUGGGAAGGUCAGCAGGAGAGAAAGCCUAAUGGACCUGCUUUUCUCUAGUUAGUGACUUACUGCCUUAUUUGACUGGUAGUUUUAGUGAGAGAGUACUCGUUUCUACAGGUUCUUUUUUGCUCGACAUUUCGGAGAAGAGGAUUGUGGAGUUGGUGUCUUAGAUAUAUCUUUAGUAUUUGGUAAUUUAAGUUUAGUGUAUUUACUUUGCAAUGACCUUGUGCUGUUUUUAAGCUUUUAGUUUUUAGUUUUUAGUGUUUGGGAGAUAUGUAUGGGAGAAGUGGUGUACAGGAUUCCCUAAUGCCAAAUGAAAGCACAAAAAGGACUAACGAUAUUAGUAUAUUACUUCAGGAAUAUGAAAGCUUUUAUUAUUAUUAUCUUUUAA